Messenger RNA from Durusdinium trenchii, 3473 nucleotides. NCBI's taxonomy places the organism in Eukaryota, Dinophyceae, Suessiales, Symbiodiniaceae. The record is from the annotation of a GenBank genome assembly.
UGGCUCUGGUAGCGUUUGGCUCAGACUCUCUUUGUGGCUGGCCCACCUUGGGAGCUCAUGUCGGCCCUGGUGCCCACCUUUGUCCCCCUUGGCCGGGCCAUCCCCAGCCAAGCAAGGCCUGCGGUUGCAGGCGUCAGCGUGCGCCAUCCAGAGGCAGAGCGGCCUGGGCGCUCUGCCUCCCUCCGACCUCAGGUGGCCAUGGGCCUGGGUCUGGGGUUAGUUGGCCUCCGCCACUUGAAGCUCCACUUCCGGGCCAGAGCUCGCCUUCCUGCAAAAGAAGGCUAUCACCGCAUGGUGCGGUGCUGUUCGACUUCCACAGAUCAGGUGGUGUCAACGCUAAUUGCAGACAACCACGAGGUCCAGUCACCACCAAACGACCCGCGAACCUACAGGGUGCUGCGGAUGGAGAAUGGCUUGGAGGUGCUGUUAGCUUCCGACUCGACCGCUAGUACGUCAGCGGCUGCCCUGACAGUGCAGUGUGGGACCUUCCAGGAUCCAGGGGACCGUUUAGGCCUGGCUCACUUUCAUGAGCACAUGCUGUUUCUGGGUACCGAAAAGUAUCCCAAGGAAGACGAGUACAGCAAAUUUCUCAGUGACCAUGGUGGGGACAGCAACGCGUUCACCAUGUCCGAAUACACCACCUACUAUUUCAAGGUGGCCUCCUCGUAUUUGGAAGGAGCCCUCGAUCGGUUUGCAGAGUUCUUUAUUAGCCCUACGUUUGAUCCGUCUGGCAUCGAGCGGGAGAUGAAGGCCGUGGACUCGGAGAGCACCAACUACUCCACGGAUGAUGGCUGGCGCUUGCUUCAAGUCCUCAAGGCCACAGCAGCUGAAGAGCAUCCCUUCUUCAGCUUUGAUGUUGGAAACCUUAGUACCCUUGGUGCAGAUGAUUUACCCGGCACGCGAGAAAAGCUGAUUGCGUGGAAUAGGAACCAUUAUCAGGCUGGUGCGAUGAAGCUCGUCAUUGUGGGUAAGGAACCAUUGGAGGAACUGGAAAAGAUUGCUAUCUCACGCUUUGAGAAGGUGAGACUUGGCCAGGGGCAGGAGCAAAGCUAUCCGAGCAGACCUUGGCCCAUGAACCAAGUGGGUCGUGUUGUGAAGGGUGUACCGCUCAAGGAGGCGCGCUCCCUUGCGGUCUAUUGGCCCCUGCCGCCAGUGCAGACGCAUCUCUUUGCCAAGCCCGAACUUUACAUUGCACACAUGCUUGGACAUGAAGGUCAGGGCUCCUUGCAUGAUGUCUUAAAUCAGUUUGGCUGGGUUGACCAACUAUCUGCUGGAACUGCUCAUUCUUUCACAGAUGAGCAGCUGUUUGCCGUAAACAUUACUCUCACGCCCGAAGGUGAUUGCCACAGAGAAGAGAUUCUGGCACUCCUUUUCGAAUACGUUGAGAAAGUGCGUGCAGCUGGCCCACAAGAAGAGAUUUUUAAGGAGCUUUCUUCACUGCAGCAGAUCAGCUUUGCGCAUAAGGAAGACUCACCAUUGCCAGAUGACUUUGCUGCUUCUGCAGCGAUGGCAUUGCAUAGAUAUCCUGCAAAGGAGGUUUUGCGAGGGCCUUUUGCUCUCGAUGAAUGGCGCCCUGACGUUGUGGCUGAGUACUUGUCGAAGCUCACACCAGAGAACUGCCUGGUUUUUGAGACGAGUGAUGGCUACAAAGACGAGAGCUCCGCUAGUGAUGCGGAAGAGAAGGGGUGGAAAACUGAGCGCUGGUACAAGGCAGCCUUCAAGGAGGAGCCCCUAGAUGAAAAGCAUUUAUCGGAGUGGAAGGCUCGACUUGAAGAAUUGCUCCAAGGGGAGGAGUCGGGCCUACAGUUGCCCCAGCCAAAUCGCUUCAUCCCAGAGGAUUUUUCACUGCGAGGUGAAGGGACAGGUUUGGACGCCAGCAAAUUGCCCAUGGAGGUCGUGCCACCCGCGCCAUUAGCAAGUGAUCCGAUGUUGCGCUUGUGGCACAAGAUGGACAAAGCCUUCAAAACUCCACGAGAGUACGUACUGACUCACAUGCACACUGGGGCCUACUCCGCAGGCCCUGAGGCUGUUGCAAUGAUGCGGCUUUUUUGCGGGGUGGUCAGCGAUGACCUCAACACCUUUGCCUACGAUGCAACGGUCGCAGGGUUGGGGUACAACUUGGAGUUUGCCGACAACCUCACCAUGACUGUGGGCGGUUUUAAUGACAAGCUUCCGGAGCUCAUGAAGGUGGUAGUGGAGCACAUUGCAAAUGUCCUGGAAGAGUUUGAAGCAGCCGGUGAGCGCAUGAAGGAGUGUGCUGAUGAAGCAGAAGUGAUGGAAGCGUUGGGUGAGCGUGGCCAGGAACUCUUGGAGAAGCUCGAGGUCCAGCGACAAAUUCUGCUGCAGGACUACAAAAACUUCACCCGUGAAGAGCCAUGGUCAGUUGGCCAGUACUACUUGAGCCAGCUUAUGCUCCGAAAAAGUUGGCAUUUGUCUGAAUACAUCAAGGUCUUGGAAAACAUGCCGGACAUUUUGGCAAUGUCGAAAGCAGUGCGCAAGGCGCUCUCGCACGUGCAAGUCGAUAUGCUGGUGCAUGGCAAUGCCACAGAAGAUGGCGCACGGGAGUUGGCCGAGAUCUUUUGUGCCAACUUGAAGCGCUUGGGCACCACUCCUCUCCAAGAGCUCCGAAAGAAAGAGGUCACAAAACUGCCCAAGAGCACCACCGUCUUCGAGUUUGACUUGGCAGCAUUGAAUCCUGCACAGGAGAACUCCUGCACACAGGUCGUGUACCAGGUGGGAAAGACGCAGGAAGACUUUCGACGAGACGCUUGCUUGUCUCUAUGCUGUCAAAUAGGGCACGUCUCUGCAUUCCAAAAGCUCCGCACUGAAUUGCAGUUGGGCUACAUUGUGCAAGCCUUCCCUGCUGUCACAGAGGAUGUUUGUGGCUUCAGUGUGCUUGUGCAGGGGCCAAGGGAGCAUCCAAAGGAUGUCGAUGGCCUUAUCGAGGAAUGGCUUGAAGCUUUUGAACAGGAGUUGGAAGACAUGAGCGAGGAGACUUUCCAAAAGAAUGUGCAGGCCCUCGUGAACGAAAGGACUCAACGAUAUUCCGGUCUUAUUCAGGAGACCACACGACACUGGUCCGAGAUUCUACCACGCAGGUACAAGUUCUCCCGAAUCGUUGAAUCCACCCGUGCGCUAGAGACUGUGGCGAAAGAAGAUGUGGUAGCUUUCUUCAAAAAGUAUUUGGCCAAAGGAGCUCCAGACCGAAGGAAACUGAGCAUUCGAGUCCUUGGUACUUCUGCAGGUGAUGUGAAGAGCCAAGUCGAAAAGCCCGAUGCGUUGCUGACCUCUGUGGAGGACUUGCGUGAGUUCCAUACGGAGACGGAGUCUUUCCCUUCGGCGGUCUACGCUGAAAUGCCGUCUCCCUGAGCAGAGGCACAGCAAGGAGGCAGGAGCUUAGGAGCUUCCCGCAAACCAGGUUUUGUUGCCGGUUUUUCAUGCUAGCCGCUGUGCCAAGCAACGGUGUUCGAGUG